UUCGAAAACGUUUAAUAUUACUUUUGCUCUAAUUCACUGGAAACUGAAACAGUUAAAAUGAAACUCUUUUUGAUCGUUACUCUUUUUAUUUAUUCCGUUAAUGCUGACGAGUAUCUAUCUUAUGAAGUAGAACCAUUCACAGAUGAAAUCGUUAAUGGAAUCAACGCUUUGAACACAACUUGGAAGGCUGGUAAAAAUUUCAAUGGAAGUUCAGUCCAAAUAGAUACCCUGGUUCCCACUCAUGAGAAACUUUGGUCUUAUCCUAGAGAUUUUCCUAUUAGAAAGUAUGGAUCGUGCAAACUUCCCGUGAACUUCGAUGCUCGUGUAGCUUGGCCUAACUGUACUUCAAUUGGUAAGAUCUAUGACCAAACAAAAGGUUACCCUUCAUGGAUCUACACGGCUGUUGGUACAAUUGCUGAUCGCCUUUGCACCAAACAUGGUGUUCAGAUUGAUGUUAAAGCUACAGUCGAGCAUAUGGUCAAAACAAAUGUUGACUUCAAAAACUAUUAUAACAGUGCAAACAUUGGUCAAGCUUUAAAAUAUUGGGCUAAAAAUGGAAUCUUCACAGUUGAAUCAGUAAAAGAGUCAAGUUGCUUACCCUUAUCACAAAAAUGCCAAUCAAAUGAAAUCAAAUUAGACAAAUAUUUUAAAGUUACCAAUGAGGUCUUAAAAUAUGAAAGUGAAGUAAUGAAAUCCAUAAAGCUGUAUGGGCCGGUAUCUGCUUACAUGGAAGUUUAUGCAGAUUUUCUCAGCUACGUAUCAGGUGUUUACAAACGUUAUUCUGAAAACUAUGUUGGAUAUCAUAAUAUAAAAAUUAUCGGUUGGGGAACGGAAAAUGGUGUCGAUUAUUUGUUGGCAACUAAUUCAUGGGGAACUGAAUGGGGUGAAGAAGGUUUCUUUAAACUAAAACGAAAUGCACAACAACUGGGUUUCGGAACCAAUCCGAUUUCCACUUCGUUAAUGCCUGUAGACAACGAAAAAGAUAUUCCUAGAUCAUAUGUUCACGGUCAACUGUUUUACUUGGCUAAAUGA
Tetranychus urticae (two-spotted spider mite) is the source of this 1032-nucleotide messenger RNA. The record is from RefSeq and is a predicted model, not a curated record. Lineage: Eukaryota; Metazoa; Arthropoda; Arachnida; Trombidiformes; Tetranychidae.